UAAUUUUGAAAAAUAGAGGUUUAUUAAAUUUGUAAAAUAAGUUGAUUGAUUACAAUCUACAAGCAAGAAGUUUGAAAAGUAAAAAAUCAAGUUGAAAAACGAAGACAUUUUGAACGAAAAAACAAAUUCAUUUCAAGUACCACGGGUUCAAUUCCUAACAUGUCGUAUUUGAAAUCUCCCCACUACGCUAUGAAUGGACUGGGCUUAGGCCACGAUAUGAAUCUUCUUCACCCUACAGUCACCUAUCCCGGCGACUCUGCAGCUUGUUACUUCCAACGAAUCCAAGGAAUGCACCAAGGAGCUAAGAACAUGCAAUUUGCGGCACCACCAGUAUACAGUUCGUCUAGAAAACAAAGGCGAGAGCGAACGACCUUCACACGAGCUCAACUCGAUAUUUUGGAAGCUUUAUUCGGAAAGACAAGAUAUCCCGAUAUCUUUAUGAGAGAAGAAGUUGCCCUAAAGAUCAACCUUCCAGAGUCCCGAGUACAGGUGUGGUUCAAAAAUCGACGAGCAAAGUGUCGCCAACAAGUGCAACAACAACAGCAAAAACAAAAAUCCGGGUCAGGUGGCAGUUCAUCUAAUUCAAGCAGUAGUACUGGUAGCAGCAGCAGCGGAAGCGCCAGCAGCACCAACAGCAACAAUAAUAGCUCAUCAAGUUCAAAUAAGAAGAAAAGCCCACCGACCACACCUACCCCAACGGCGAACGGACCUACUACCAGCAGUUCACCCUUCCAGCAACACGGAGCACCUUCAGCACAUGCCCCACACGCGCAAUCAACCAGUCCACCUUUGCCCAGCUCUCCAGUGUCAUCUAACGGACAAAUCGCACCAUCUGUCACGCCAUCAGAGCUUAUGAGUGCCAACGGCCCAGCACCGAUCAGUUUACCUGGAUCCCAUGGCGCACACAGCGGUAUGGUACAUAACGGUAGUUCAAGCAACAUUUGGAGCCCUGCUUCGGUCUCUCCUGGUGCAAGCAGCGACGGAGCAUCAAACGUCCCAGGUAUCGGUUACACCGGUGCUUUGGGAAGUAAUAACUCCCCAUACAUGGCUGCCGCAGCUGCUGUAGCUCACGCUGCACAUUCACCAUACUCUGCGACAUCCAAUGCACAAGUUUCAUCAACUGGCUACCCACAAAACUACCACACCUCGCACUCUUACUUCGGUACAAUGGAAGCGUCCUAUCUUCCAUCUGUGCCUUUCCCGGGCGCUGCACCUGGAUGCGGAAUGGGAGAUAUGUCAAUGGCAGGGCAGCAGUCCGCAGCUCAGCUUGGCCACCACGGUACUGGCCAACCCCACCCAGCAAGCCACCAUCAGUUUAUGUCUCAGUCGUACCCCUACCACCAUGCAUCGUCAGGGGUAACGCCGACCUACCCUACUGUCUCGGACUGCUUAGACUACAAAGACCAAACCCAGGCGUGGAAAUUCCAAGUCUUGUAACGCCUAUCACGCGAAAUGUAGCACUAAACACAGCGAGCUGUACGAACGCCUGGCAGCCAAGGCCGAUGCGAACAAUGUAGACGAGGCACCGCUUUUGCUCGACGCUGUUAGGAGACAUACUGGCGAACUGACUUGCCAACUAUAGAUACACAACUUACCAGCUUGAAAUGGAGUGCCAACUGUUCGCCGCUGGUCGGAACUGCAUAAGUGCGCCUUGUAAAUAACUUGAGAAAGCCGCUUAACCGAGUGAUGUUUCUAUAACCAUUCGCUCGGCCAAGUUUACGAGUUUAUCAGCAAUUGUACGAAAAAUUCAGUUUUCCUGACGUCAUAAGAUUGAUGUUGUAACUUGUGUUGUGUUUUUUUUUCUCACCGCUUGGUGUUGUAUUGCUUUAUUUAAAUUCUUUGUUUUUUUUCGCAGUUAUAUUUGCUAUAUAAUAAUACGCUGCACAAGGUCCUAAGUUAUCAUAUUUUUCAUAAAAACUUUUGGUUUGAAAACAGACAUUUUCAGCACCAUACACCCAUACCAGCAUAAGCUAUAACAUAUUAAAUAAUAAUUUCAACCCUGGUGCUGUAAUGUCGGUUGAAAUCGUAUGCUCAGCGUUUCCUUACCAACAUAGGUUGUUUUUCACCCUACGAUACAACAACAGCUUUUUAUUUGUGCUGUUUUCAAAUCAUUUUUUUUCAUUUUCGUGCCCGAAUACACCGCGUAACUUUAGAGCAUUUCAGUAUUUCGCCGAAAAGACGACUGCUUGAACCAUCUUAAAGGAAAUCUGUGCAAUAUAAACACCCACACAUACCUUUCCAAACAUUCCAGAAUAUUGGACUGUCCUCCAUUUUGGAUUAGGUUUCGUUUAAAAACUUAAAUGCCCGCGUAUGGUUUAUAAUGUUGCCAACUUAUGGUUCAAUGCUUUAUCGUAUAAGAUUCCCCAAAAGCCAUUGAGAUUUUCGUUCGCGAAACCAUAUGUAUUAAUAUCACACCGUUUAUCAUCUUAUACACGGCAGUGUUGUUAACUUUGUUUCUGUAACCGAAUGUCCCUUUAUUUGCUUUUGAUCAAUACAAGAAAUGAAAAAGUG
This is a messenger RNA of Ciona intestinalis (vase tunicate), 2511 nucleotides long. The record is from RefSeq. Lineage: Eukaryota; Metazoa; Chordata; Ascidiacea; Phlebobranchia; Cionidae.